UUAUACACGCUGUUAAGGGAGAGUCAGUGGAGCGGCAGUUCUUCCGAAGUUACGCCGAGACCUCCAUAACAAUGUUGCGCUCGAGAUGAGUCGCCAGCAGGACGAGCAGGGUGUCGUGUUAACCGCUUACACCAGCAACAGCGAGGCCUUGCCAGCGAUCAGCUGUAAAGAGCAAACGGAGUUUCUCGGAGCGAGCCGCAGAACCGGCCAGUACAAUGUCCAGCGGUGCAAAGGCUCAGGUAAGGCACCGUACCAGCGCUGCAGCUCCCAGGACUCUCUGGACGAGCAGGCCAUGGUGGACUACUUCAAAGAGGUGGAGAUCAUCCAGCGCAGCGGAGAUGCAGAGACGCAGGAGGACCUGCAGCUGAAGGUGGCUGAUGAGGGCGAGCAGGAGGAGGCAUGGCUGAUGGAGGCGGGGCUUGCGACGCUGUUCGACGAAUCGGCUUCAGACGGCGAGGACAGCAUCGUUCUGCUGUCAACUCUGACCCGAACGCAAGCAGCCGCCGUGGAGAGACGCGUGGAGACACUCAAACAGACGCUACGCAAACGCAACAAACCGUACAGUGUCCCGGAUGUUCGAGAGAUCUUUAAACCAUCACCUGCUUCACAAAGCAAAGAUGAGGCUGGAUCCACAGAAAGAAGUGCGAGCAGUAAACGGGAAGUGGAAGGACUGGGGAAUGGGGCGGGGCCUGACGCUCCAGGGGGCGGAGCCGACGCUGAGACGGACAUUAACCUGGAGGUGUCGUUCUCCGAGCAAGCACUUAUCUACAAAGAAGGGUUGAAGGUUACCCAGCCCCAGAAUGAAGCUGACGACAGGUUACCCGAUUUUAGAGUGUCUCAGGAUAAGACCGGACAGACAAGAGUAGGCGAUCUCUCCGCUGAGGACAUGAAGAAGGUUCGCAGGCUUGUUCUGAUCGAGAUGAGCGCUCUGUUCGACACGUGUGGCAUCGAGGUGAAAGCUCAUAAAGCUCUCAAGGUCAAAGUGAGAGAGUCGGGUUUGUUUGGUGUUUCUCUCUCUACGCUGCUGGAGCAAGACCAGCGGAGGAUCCCGGGAACCAAAGUGCCUCUUAUCCUGCAGCAUGUAAGAGAGCAGAGCCUGAACUAUUUCUCUACAAACACUCACCUUUGUUUACUUCUGUUAGACUCCAGUCUAUUCAAACGGAGGACUAAAGCAGAUCCAGCUGGAUGGUGUUUCUGUGUCUUUCAGGCUCUGAUGGAGUUCUUUCAAAGAGUGACUGACCAUAAGGACAGGAAUAAGAUGACGCUGAACAAUGUUGCAGUGGUGAUGGCACCCAACAUCUUCAUGUGUAAGGGCUUCCGCAGUAAGAUCAGUGAACAGCAGGAGUUCGCUAUGGCCACUGGCACCGCUAACAUCGUCAGGCUGCUCGUCCGCUACCAGAACCUCCUCUGGACGAUUCCCAAGUUCGUCCUGAAUCAGGUGCGCAAACACAACACGGAGAACCAGCGGAAGAUGAACCGAGACCGAGCGGUUAAAAAACUACUGAAGAAGAUGGCGUACGACCGCGAGAGAGCCUCUGACAAACAGGAGAAAAACACUGAGGUGAGAGGAGUUACACAAACACCGAGCACUACACUGAGCUGAAGGACGGAUCAAAUCUAAGCAGGAAAUAUAAUCAGACAUCAUAGA
Messenger RNA from Sinocyclocheilus grahami, 1648 nucleotides. RefSeq names its product rho GTPase-activating protein 18-like. Bases 86 to 1603 code for a protein of 505 amino acids. Gene Ontology annotation, cellular component: cytoplasm. Gene Ontology annotation, molecular function: GTPase activator activity. Gene Ontology annotation, biological process: regulation of actin filament polymerization; regulation of small GTPase mediated signal transduction; signal transduction. The transcript is spliced from 9 exons. The record is from RefSeq and is a predicted model, not a curated record. Lineage: Eukaryota; Metazoa; Chordata; Actinopteri; Cypriniformes; Cyprinidae.